This is a messenger RNA of Hordeum vulgare subsp. vulgare (domesticated barley), 1273 nucleotides long. RefSeq names its product ras-related protein Rab7. The transcript is spliced from 7 exons. Gene Ontology annotation, cellular component: vacuolar membrane. The record is from RefSeq and is a predicted model, not a curated record. Bases 231 to 854 code for a protein of 207 amino acids. Lineage: Eukaryota; Viridiplantae; Streptophyta; Magnoliopsida; Poales; Poaceae. Gene Ontology annotation, molecular function: GTP binding; GTPase activity.
UGACGGAAUAAUAAUUCGCCCGCCCAGCAACGCGUCCAUCCAAACGAAACAGGUGGAGGCGGAGCGGCGAAACCUUCCGUCCAACAGAAACGCCUUUGGUUCUCUCUCCUUUUCCGUGACAACGGCAAACCAAACCAGACCAGACCAACACACAGCGCAAAAUCUUCCGAUCUCCCUCCUCCCGACUCCCGAGUCCCCGCUCCCCCUUCGUCGCGCAUAGAUCCGCGGCCAUGGCGUCGCGCAGGCGAAUGCUCCUCAAGGUCAUCAUCCUCGGCGACAGCGGGGUCGGGAAGACGUCGCUGAUGAACCAGUACGUCAACAACAAGUUCAGCAACCAGUACAAGGCCACCAUCGGCGCCGAUUUCCUCACCAAGGAGGUCAAGAUCGACGACCGCCUCUUCACUCUACAGAUAUGGGACACAGCAGGACAGGAACGUUUUCAGAGUCUUGGUGUGGCAUUUUACCGGGGAGCUGACUGUUGUGUUCUCGUAUAUGAUGUCAAUGUUACCAAGUCAUUUGAAAAACUCAACAACUGGCGCGAGGAAUUCCUAAUUCAAGCUAGCCCAUCGGAUCCAGAGAAUUUCCCUUUUGUUUUACUUGGAAACAAGAUUGACGUCGAUGGUGGUAACAGCAGGACUGUUUCUGAGAAAAAGGCUAAAGCUUGGUGUGCUUCGAAGGGAAACAUCCCUUAUUUUGAGACGUCUGCUAAAGAAGGCUUCAAUGUGGAAGCAGCUUUCGAGUGUAUAGCAAGGAAUGCUAUCAAGAAUGAACCUGAAGAAGAUAUAUAUCUCCCUGAUACAAUUGACAUGGGCGGUGCUGGAAGGCAACAACGCUCGACAGGCUGUGAAUGCUAGAAGAUACGGAUCCUCCUCAGUUCUGAUUGGCCUGGUGAUGCUUGCUCGUCCAGAGUUCGAUAUAUAUAUAAAUAUAUAUAUAUAUAGUUUGAAAGCUGCUAUCGUGUAUCGGUUGCUACAUAUGGUUGUCUAGUAUUCACUCCCUUCCAACGAGACGGGAGAAAUUUCAUUCAUAACUUCUGAUUCUUUGUAUGAGCGCUAGAUGGUAUAGAGUUGGCAUUCUUUUUAGUCUUUGCGAGCUUUUGGUUGUUGUGGUGCGUGUGUGUGUGUGUAUAUAUAUAUAUAUCUCAGAAGAUCAAAUACUAUAUUUAUGAUGAAGAUUGUAACCGGACAGAAGGACGGGCCAAUAUUCCUGGUUUCCUCUUCUAACCAUUUCGAUUGUAGAUCCAGAUCUUUAUCUAUAUGGUUUGUCUUUUGCC